Molecule: messenger RNA, 732 nt
Organism: Lodderomyces beijingensis
Lineage: Eukaryota; Fungi; Ascomycota; Pichiomycetes; Serinales; Debaryomycetaceae
Source: the annotation of a GenBank genome assembly
AUGUCGACACACACCCCCACAGUAUUAUGGGCACAACGCUCCAGUGAUAGCGACGCAAGCAAGAAUGUGCUCUUGUUGACCGUUGAAAUUGUCGACGCCGCCGACUUGAAAAUCGAGUUGAAGCCCACUCAUCUUUCGGUCACGGCCAAGUCGCCAAACUCGCCCCAGCCUUACGACUUGACGAUUGAUUUCUACGACGAGAUUGAUCCCGAUGAGUCGAAAGUCAACACUGAAAACGGCAACCAUAUCUUUUUCGUGUUGAGAAAGAAGAAGUUGCAGGCGGAGUACUGGCCCAGAUUGACCAAGGAGAAGUUGAAGUACCACUACAUAAAGACGGAUUUUGACAAAUGGGUAGAUGAAGACGAACAGGACGAAGUGAAGAACGACGACGACGACAUGAUGGCCGGCAUGGGCGGCGGAAUGGGCGGUAUGCCAGGCAUGGGCGGUAUGCCAGGCAUGGGCGGCAUGGGUGGUCCAGGUGGAAUGGACUUUUCGCAAUUAUUGAGUGGAAUGGGUGGCGGCGCUGGCGGUGCUGGCGGUGCGCCAGACUUGAGCGCGUUGGCUAGCCAAAUAGGAGCCGCGGGUGGUGCAGGAGGAUUGGACCUCAGCGGGUUGGGCGGUGACGACGAGGGUGAUGAUCAAGAAGAAGGCGAAAGCGAGCUUCAGGAAGAAGUGGAGACGAGCGGCGAUGGUAAGAGCACCCUGACUGAGAAGCUUGAGGAAAUCAAUUAG